AAUUGGAUCAAGGGUUUGUUUGACCUGUCGCUUCAUUUGCAUAGAGCACACACGACACAGAUAGAGAAGGAGGAGGAGGAGAAGGAGGAGGACGAAGACGACGAUACCAACGAGACCAAAAACCAUCCGGAAUCACCACAUCCGCCACCUAGCUCCGCCGUCUCCGCCGCCUCUAAUUUCAGUUGUGAUUACGGGAUAAACUAGUAACAUCUCAUAUCUUGGGUUAAGUACUUUGUCAUUGGCUGCUGUUGAGAUCUCCGGAGAACAUAAUGGAUUUGGGAUCUGCUGAUUCAUCAACUCUGCAACAUGUUAAAACUCCAGAUGUACAAGCUUCCACUACUGCAGGUUCGGGACCAGAUAAUUCUCCGCGUGAUGCAUCAUCUAGGCUGUCUGCUUCUGGCAUAUCCUCAUGGGCCAAAAGUUUGAAAAUUCCCCAGCCAUUGGUGGUCACACAAGAUGAAUCACCAUCAGGAAGUUCCGGAAAAUCAACCUUUGCUCGUUUCACUGGUGGGUUAGGAUUGCGAUUGUCCCCUAAAACUUCUCAACCAGAUUUUAAUUCCAAUGCAACUUCAACAACAGCACAACCUGGUUUUAUUGGAACCCUCACUAAAGGGUUAGUUGACUCAUCUAAGAGUGCUGUGAAGGCUGUGCAGGUCAAGGCUCGACAUGUUGUCUCCCAGAACAAACGUAGAUAUCAGGAAGGAGGGUUUGAUUUAGAUAUGACAUACAUCACAGAAAAUAUAAUUGCUAUGGGGUUCCCUGCUGGUGAUAUGAGCUCUGGCUUUUUUGGAUAUGUUGAGGGUCUAUACCGAAACCACAUGGAAGAAGUGAUCAAGUUCUUUGAAACCCAACACAAGGAUAAAUAUAAAGUUUACAACCUUUGUUCUGAGAGGUUGUAUGAUGCAUCACUAUUUGAAGGAAAGGUGGCUAGUUUUCCAUUUGAUGACCACAACUGUCCUCCUAUUCAACUCAUAAUAUCAUUUUGUCAUAGUGCAUACUCAUGGUUGAAGGAGGAUAUUGAAAAUGUUGUGGUUGUGCAUUGUAAGGCUGGAAUGGCAAGGACAGGGUUAAUGAUUUCUAGCCUCCUACUAUAUUUGAAGUUCUUUCCCACAGCUGAGGAGUCCAUUGAUUACUACAACCAGAAAAGAUGUAUUGAUGGAAAGGGGCUUGUGCUUCCAAGUCAGAUUAGGUAUGUCAAAUAUUUCGAACGAGUCCUAACAUACUUCAAUGGAGAAAACCAGCCUGGGCGAAGAUGCAUGCUUAGGGGGUUUCGGCUUCACCGGUGCCCUUAUUGGAUUAGGCCCUCCAUUACUGUGUCUGAUCAUAAUGGUGUUCUCUUCUCCACAAAGAAGCAUCCUAGAACCAAGGAUCUGUUGCCUGAAGAUUUUUGGUUUAGUGCCCCAAAAAAAGGGAUCAUGGUUUUUGCUCUACCUGGGGAGCCUGGUCUUACAGAGUUGGCUGGCGAUUUCAAAAUACAUUUUCACGAUCGCCAAGGAGAUUUUUACUGUUGGUUAAACACAACAAUGGUCGAGAACAGAAAAAUUCUGAACACGGGUGAUCUUGAUGGGUUUGACAAGAGAAAAUUGCCAUCUCCCGGAUUUCAAGUUGAGGUUGUGCUUGUGGACUAUAACGGGACAGUUCCAACGAGGCCUCAAACCGAAGUUACUACUGACAAAUCAGUUGAAAGUUUGGGUGCCUCUCCAACCCCAACCCCAACCCCAACCCCAGUAACUGUUGAUGCCGCCACUGCAAACCCCAAGAAAGACCUGGAAAGCAAUGAGAAGGAUGACGUGUUCUCCGACAGCGAGUCCGAAGAAUCAGGGUCUUCAAAAAGCAGGCCAUCUAAGGCGGCUUCUGAAGCUACUGUCAAUACGAAAGCCUCUAAUUCUGAAACUAGUAAUACAAGCCAAAUAGCAAGUUUGACUCGCCAGACUGAGCAAGUUUCUCUUGGGAAAACAAGCUCUAUGCAAAGCCAUCCUACAAGUCCGCCAAGAAAAGAUGCUGUUGUGGGAACCGUGUCAGGUCUCGAGGUCCCAAAUCCAGUAGGAGAGGUAAGUGAUUUCAAGGCAAUGGCUGCUGAUGCAUCUGUUUUCUCAUUCGGGGAUGACGAAGACUAUGAAAGUGAAUGAACCAAGGGGGGGUUUACAGUGAUGGUUUAGACACACAAAAGAUCUGUACAUAAAUGAUCUGUAAGAAGUUUAUAGUCCCCCACUUGCCAAUGACUUGUUUAUUCCAUUCAUUUUUAUUAUAUAAAAAAAAUCAAGUGUGGUUGAAAACUAUUAUUUGCAUAAAAAGAUUGUGGUUAUGACAAUUCAACUAGAUUUGUUUGAUUAAUUCCAAGUGGUUGGAAAGAUUAUAUUGUAAUGGACAUAUCUUUCCCAUUUUAUGUUUACAUAACAAAACAGUGAAUGUUUCAAUGCAA
Camellia sinensis is the source of this 2422-nucleotide messenger RNA. It is a transcript of the gene PEN2, whose product is annotated as PTEN 2. Gene Ontology annotation, cellular component: cytosol. Gene Ontology annotation, biological process: dephosphorylation. Gene Ontology annotation, molecular function: phosphatidylinositol-3,4,5-trisphosphate 3-phosphatase activity. Lineage: Eukaryota; Viridiplantae; Streptophyta; Magnoliopsida; Ericales; Theaceae. The record is from RefSeq and is a predicted model, not a curated record.